This is a messenger RNA of Melanotaenia boesemani (Boeseman's rainbowfish), 3074 nucleotides long. It is a transcript of the gene mastl, whose product is annotated as microtubule associated serine/threonine kinase-like. Lineage: Eukaryota; Metazoa; Chordata; Actinopteri; Atheriniformes; Melanotaeniidae. The record is from RefSeq and is a predicted model, not a curated record. Gene Ontology annotation, cellular component: nucleus. The coding region runs from base 80 to 2575 and encodes 831 amino acids. The transcript is spliced from 13 exons. Gene Ontology annotation, biological process: peptidyl-serine phosphorylation; intracellular signal transduction. Gene Ontology annotation, molecular function: protein serine/threonine kinase activity; ATP binding.
UUGUUUUGUCACGUACAUGUUUACUCUGAACUAGCUGGCUGUCCUAGACUAAACGUGUUUUCUUUUCCAAAACAAUUAAAUGAUGGAGGAAGAUGAAAAGCACAAUUCUGAGAUAAAUGUGAAAUCAGUGGAGACUCCGAAACCGCCUUCAAUCGACGACUUCAUCGUUUUGAAACCUAUCAGCCGUGGUGCUUUUGGCAAAGUCUACCUUGCUCGAAAAAAGUGCAAUGCGCGUUUAUACGCGAUUAAGGUGAUGAACAAGGCAGAUAUGGUUAAUAAAAACAUGACAAGCCAGAUGAAAGCUGAGCGAGAUGCACUAGCUUUGAGCAAAAGUCCCUUCGUCGUUCAUCUGUUUUACUCCCUUCAGACAGCCAACAAGAUCUAUCUGGUAAUGGAAUACCUAAUUGGUGGAGAUGUCAAAUCGCUCCUUCAUAUUUGUGGCUAUUUCGAUGAAGUCAUGGCUGUGAAAUACAUCUCAGAAGUCGCCCUUGCCUUAGACUAUCUCCACCGCCAUGGAAUAAUCCACAGGGACCUGAAGCCAGACAACAUGCUUAUAUCCAAUGAAGGUCACAUCAAACUAACAGACUUUGGCCUUUCGAAAGUCAAGCUUGACAGAGAGCUGAGUCUUGUGGAUAUCGUUUCCACUCCAUCCUUGGCUAAACCUAAAACAGAUUACUUCCGCACUCCUGGUCAAGUCCUCUCCUUAAUCAGCUCUCUUGGAUUUAAUACACCUGCAGGAGAAGGCAAACGUCACUGCAGUGCCUCUGCUGCGUCCAGCCCCAUGUCUUGCAGCAAAAUAAAGCAGAAGAAUAAUUCUCUUGCUUCUACGUUGACGAAGAAUACUGAAGCCGUGUAUUCUCCAGCUGGGUGUCUUUUAAAACUAGGACCAAAGGGGAAUGUGUUUAGUCCUCAUAAACUGGCAAAACAUCUGACUCCCACCUUGCUGAGAACCAGAGAGAGGUUUGAAACCAUGAGUGCAGGCAGCACCACUGACACUGAAGGUGUCAUCAGUCCACUGUGGGAAUGUGAGGAGAAAGAAAAUAAAAGCAUCAAUGAGUCCAAAGGACAUAAACAAGCCUAUGGUCCCAGAAGCUCCUUUGCUAAAGCUUCUUGUAGUCUGCCAAAAAAGUCCAACCAUCCUGCUGAGAAAAGAUUGUAUACCAACAAUCUGGAGUCAGUCUCUGCAGUGAGAGAUAACUGUCGGCCUGCAGUUCCCUCAUCCUUGAAGAGGACCUUUUCAGAUGUAGAAACAAGCCCAGAGCUAUUGGAGGCCAAAGCCAAAAAGACGAAUGGAGACUACAAAAGAUUCUGUGAGAUUCCAGAAGAAACUGUGAGGUCUCACACUGGGCUGACAGGGACAUUUUCCACCAUCCAUUUGGAUGGCGACUUCUUGUGUAGCGGUGACCACCGGGUUCCAAAGCGCUCCAGUCCCAUCGCUGUGGCCAAAAGUCUGUUUAAUGAACUGGAGGAGCAGGCAGAGGAUGGGCUUGAAGAUGGUGCUAUUUUUUCACACUCAGGUGUCACAUCUCCACUUCCCACGAUCGGUGACAUCUGCAGGAACUUAAGUCUCGACUCUGACGUGUCCAUGCACGAAACAUCUCUCACUAUUGACAGUCAUGCAGCUGUUCAACCGAGCAAGCUGGCAGAAAAUAGAAAGUCCGUAUCACCCAAGGAACCCGAGCAGAAUGAAAACAUCUUGUUUUUUAAGUCACGGCCACAGACUCCUUCAGUUGUCACCAACGAAACCCCAAAAUUUAGCCACUUGAGCCGGGGAAGGGAAUCUCGGUGUUCCCUCUUCAACCACCUUCCUGAUCUCUCCAGCAGUGUUGCACAGUCCUCCUCGUUCCUCAAGCCACAAAAUGUUGUUGCUUUCCGUAGUUAUUGUAGCACCAUUAACCAGAAUGUGUCGGGCGUGUCCAGAUUCAGCGUUGGAUCUGUGGAGGUAAUGGACAGAUCCCCGUCAGCUUCUUAUCACUGUGCGUCAGGCACUGCAACACCAGUCCAACAAAGACCACGCUCCAGCAGUUCCGCCUUUCAGACUCCUCAGCCCCUGACGACCUCCUACACCCCUCUCAGGACCCCCAAGAGUGUCCGAAGGGGUGCACUUCCUGUUGAAGGAGCACCGAUUUUAGGAACCCCGGACUAUUUGGCUCCAGAGCUGCUUCUAGGAAAACCUCACGUUUCAGGAAGGGGUCGGUUUGACUGCAUGGUGGACUGGUGGGCGCUCGGUGUGUGUCUGUUCGAGUUCUUCACCGGUGUACCACCUUUCAAUGAUGAGACGCCUCAGCUGGUCUUUCAGAAUAUCCUCAACAGAGACAUUCCCUGGCCUGAGGCAGAGGAGGAGCUGUCUGUAAACUCAAGGAAUGCCAUAGAAGUCCUGCUGACCAUGGAUAUGACGAAGCGUGCCAGUCUAAAAGAACUGAAGUGCCAGCCCCUAUUUGACGGCCUGGACUGGGACAACCUGCAGAACCAGCCGAUGCCGUUCAUUCCUCAUCCGGAGGAUGAAACCGACACCUCGUACUUUGAGCCGAGAAACAACGCUCAGCACAUAGCCGUGUCUGGCUUCAGUCUGUAGCGCGUCUUCUUCUUUCCUUCAUUCUGAUGUUUUUUUCAAAAACAUUUCACAUGUGCAAUCAGCGGUCAUGAGACCCAGAUACCAAUAAAUAUAUACUGUUUUAAAUCUUUGCGUUACUUUAUUAUAGCUAGAUGUUUAAUCUUGUGUUCAUUGCCUGGAUUUUUUUUUUUUUUACUUAUCUACUGAAGCUUUUUGUGUUUGAACAUUUUAAGGCUGAUUUGCUGCACUGUCCAUCUUCAUUAUAAUGUUCCCAUCCUGUAAGUUGACUUGGGUGGGCGGGCCCCCUGAAUUACUCUUUAACCUGCAAUAUAAAUAAAGAAAAACACGAUAAUAUAUCUGAUUAAUAUGUUUUAUUUGUAAAUCUUUUUGAUGAUGUUCAGUGGACUAAAGGACUGCUUUCAUAUCUUUGUUUCCACUUCUGAUGUGAUUUCUCUUCAGUUUUACACUACUGAAACUUCCUCUUUGUAAUAUUUUACUCUAAGAACAUUUUAAAUAAAAA